Talpa occidentalis (Iberian mole) is the source of this 3479-nucleotide messenger RNA. It is a transcript of the gene SETD9, whose product is annotated as SET domain containing 9. The transcript is spliced from 7 exons. The record is from RefSeq and is a predicted model, not a curated record. Gene Ontology annotation, molecular function: protein binding. NCBI's taxonomy places the organism in Eukaryota, Metazoa, Chordata, Mammalia, Eulipotyphla, Talpidae. Bases 49 to 948 code for a protein of 299 amino acids.
CGACCCACCUCUCCCGCGCCGUCCUCGUCGCGGCGCCGCGGGGCAGCCAUGCCGGGCCGCCCGCUACGGGGCCUGUGGCAGCGAUGGCGCCGCUAUAAGUACCGCUUCGUACCCUGGAUCGCGCUGAACCUACGGCACAACCCAAGGACCCUCCGAUAUGUUCCAGAGGAAUCCAAAGACAAAAUUAUCUCAGAUGAAGAUGUCCUAGGAACAUUACUGAAAGUUUUCCAGGCGCUGUUCAUAAAUGAUUUCAAUAAGCAGUCAGAUAUCUUGACUAUGCUUCCAGAAUCUGUUAAAUCAAAAUAUCAAGACCUACUAUCAGCUCAGCAUCCAAGGGUGGAACUGCUUGAACACAGACAUCAACAGCAAAAUAUCUUUAAACCAGAAGAAAUUCUUUAUAAGACAUUGGGUUUCAGUGUUUCUCGAGCAACUAGUUCAUUGAUUUCUGCUGGAAAGGGUGUCUUCGUUACUAAAGGAUUGGUGCCAAAAGGCGCGGUUGUAUCUAUGUAUCCUGGUACAGUAUAUCAGAAGUAUGAACCAAUCUUUUUCCAGUCCAUUGGAAACCCAUUUAUUUUUAGAUGCCUGGAUGGGGUACUCAUUGAUGGAAAUGACAAAGGAAUUUCAAAAGUUGUAUACAGAUCUUGCAAUGGGAGGGAUCAACUUGGUCCUUUAAAAAUGAGUGAUAGUACAUGGCUAACAUCAGAAAUUCAUAAUCCACUGGCUGUAGGACAAUAUGUCAACAAUUGUUCAAAUGACAGAGCAGCUAAUGUCUGUUAUCAGGAAUUUGAUGUGCCUGCAGUUUUCCCUAUAGAACUGAAGCAAUACCUUCCAAACAUUGCCUACAACUAUGACAAACAAAGCCCACUUCGAUGUGUUGUUCUUGUUGCACUCAGAGAUAUCAAGCAAGGAGAAGAGCUUUUUUCAAACUACUAUACAAUUGUCAGCUAGCUCUGUGAAUUGGAAAUUAGCUUUGGAACUUCAGCAUUUAUUUAUACAAGAACCAGGGUACAGCCAGAUGUGCAGGAGGAUGAGAGGAUUCACCAGACACAGAAGCGGGGAACAGAACAGGCAAACUGAUGAAAUACACUGCUGAGGGGAGCAGCGAGUGAGACAGGAGAAGUCUGCUACACCAUGUAAAUACAUUAUAGCUUUUGAAAUUAAAACCUACUUCAAAACUUAAUUCAAUUUUUCUUCAAUUUCAAUUUUUCUUUUAUUUUUGUAUAUCUGUUUGGGUUUACAUGUUAACCAAAAAUGUGUUAUAUUGCCAUGAACAAAUUAGGGGGUGUUUGUAUAUAUAUAGAUUAUUAUAUAUGGGUAAAAGAAAAAUGGGGAGUCAUACUAUUUUCUCUAUUUUGAACAUUUACACACACAUACACACAGCUUAUAAAAGUCAUUUAUAAAAGUUUUUCACGUAAGAAUAUACUUAAAAGACAAUGUUACUAGUAGAAAAAACAUUUCCCAUUUCUCAUGUUUCCAAUUUCUAUUAGUAAUGCUCCUGACUUAUCUACUCCACCAGUUGAAGAGUGAUUAUUUUUUGAGAUUUUCUUUGGAGAACUAGUCACCCAUGGCCCCUCUAGUUCCUUCUCUGUGCACUCUGCCACCAUUGUAUGCCCUGGGCUGCUCUGUGCCCUUUUGUGCAGUCUGCCCAGUCGAGUUCUUGAACUGAUAGUCUAGGUCAGAGGUGGAGUAAUAGUGACUCGAACAAAUAUGACUCUGAAGCCACUUUCUCCAGAGUUUUAUUAGUAAUACUUACUUUGAUCUUCAUUGACCUGACUACUGCAUCCAACUCUCAGGUCCAAAUUGGAUAGGGAAAAUAAUAUUACUUACUGGGCCCCUCAAAUCCUCAUAUGAAACUUAUAUGACAAGAUACUGACCACCUUCAUUGCUACACUAAACAGCUUUUCUGUGCACUGGAAUUUCAGACGUCUAAUUACCUUUACUUUUUUCACUCAUGCCCUCUUUACAUCUGACUAUUUUAAAUGUUAGAUCUUGACUACCUCUGCUCAAAAACCUCCAAUUACACCUACCAUGGAGAAAAUACAGUCCUUCACACACAUGAUCUAGCUGCUCACUACCUCUCACCUCCUGCUCACUCCACCCCAGCCACACCUGCCCCCUUGCCACUCCUUAAACCUGCCUGUCACAAUCCCACCUCAGGGCUUUUAUACUAGCUCUGCCUGCAAAGCUCUUCCUCUAGGCAGCCAUACAAUUAAUUCCCUCCUUCUUAGUAACCUUAUCUAACUAUAUAUAGAAAUUUAUAAUCCUCAUGUGCCACUACUGAAACUCCACAUUUCACCUGCCUGCCUUCUGUGCCAUUUCUCAUCUAUAUAUACACAUAUCUGUGAACAUAUCUGAUUCUUUUUUCAGCCUUUUCAUUUGUGUCACUAAAAUCCUGAGAAACCAGUGGGUCUCAUAAAAGAGCCAAUCUACUUGCUCAAAAUUCUGUUAUCUGGGACUUUAUGUAGAACAUGGAAACUAACUCCCAUGGACAGGUUAGAUGGGCUAAAGUAUUUAGGAGUUAUGUUUUGGUGUCAAUUACUUUUUAAAAACAGUUGAGGAAGAAAAUGUGUAUUCUAGAGGGAGGUCAAAUACGGUAAAUGCUAAUGUCUAAUCUGAGUUCUUCUUUAUACCAUUUUUUUCUUACAAGUUUUUUUUUUCCUUUUUAAAGUUGGCGGAAAGUUUCCAAUGGGUUAAGAGUAAUUUAGGUGAUCCCCUAGUGAAUAUUAUGUGAAGGAUCCUAUGAUUUGAAGGAUAAAACAUGGUUCCUGCUUAUAAUGUGUUCACAGGACUAUACAGCUUGCCUAGUACCAUGACUUGGUUUAGGAUGGAGGGAUAAAAGUAUUUUUAAAAGAUGAAAACAUUGAUAUUAAAAAAAAAUCUUUCUUUUCAAAUAAUUUUUUAGAUUUAUAGAUGGAUGAUUUCAUUUCUAACAUGCUUGUGAAAUGCUUUUGAGUUCUAUACCAGGAAACAAAUUUGUGGCAAUAUUGGCUUUACACCUAUAAAAAACAGCACACCAAAAUCAAAGUAUACACAGCAUGUCUCUCUAAAAGUGUCAGCCACUGUGUAUUAAACCUCGAAAAAUGUGUCAAUUCCUGGUCUAGGACCAUGAAUUCAGUGCCCCUGUGCACUGUUUUGUCAGCAAAUCAGCAGAGACAGGAAAAGGAUGAGGGCUUACUCACCUGGUUGGGAAAUGUAAGUGUUAUGGUCACAGGACUAGUUUAAAUUAAGAUGAAAGGUUAUAUAGUGAAAUGUGCAAGUGUACAAAUGUACAAAUGCUAUAAAGCCUUUGGGAGGUCAAAGCAGCAGCAGACUCAAAAACUCUACCAUUCAUAGAAACUGACAUCACUAAAGAUUAUUCUGUUUCUCCCUAAAAGCCUCAAGUAUUAUGUAGCUCACACAUGGUACUUGGCUGUGCUCCUGGCUGUAUUUAAAACCCUUGUGCUUGUCCCAGCUCUGAAGGCCCUCUGUGUAUAUGUGUC